Molecule: messenger RNA, 5101 nt
Organism: Bemisia tabaci
Lineage: Eukaryota; Metazoa; Arthropoda; Insecta; Hemiptera; Aleyrodidae
Gene: grp
Product: serine/threonine-protein kinase grp
Biological process (GO): DNA damage checkpoint signaling; protein phosphorylation
Cellular component (GO): cytoplasm
Molecular function (GO): protein serine/threonine kinase activity; ATP binding
Source: RefSeq, a predicted model, not a curated record
UAUUCCCUCCUUCUCCAAAAAAUGGCGAUCUUCAAUCAUUGCCGCCUUUGUUAGGUAAUUUUCUCAACAAUUCUUUCUAGUUCUCCGGUGAUUUCAGCAGUUACUUGACGAAUUUUGUAACAGGAUUUCUUUCAGUGUAUGUGAUAAUCGCUCUAGCUUAUUACCGCGAGUUUUCAAUCCUUCGCAAUCGACCAAUGUUUGUCUGAAAGGCGUGCUCCUAGUCGCUGUCACCCACUCAGGACAUCGGUUUUCGACACUCCACCCGGCUUCUCCAAUUCCGAUCGUCUAGGGCCUGAUUUUGGACGUUCCCGCAAUAUCUUCCCAAGAUGGAUAUCUUCCUGGAUCUCGAUCAUUUCAAAUUAUUUUCUAACUAGCCGCACUAGCCGAGUCAGCAACCUGCCUCUACGGUUUGGGUCUCAAUGGCCUUGUGUGUGAUGUCGCCUCUCUCUACUUUUGAUCGCCAUUCGAUUUAGGCAGUGAAUGGAUUCUCUAAUCGAGAAUGAGUGCAUUUGUAGAAGGAUGGAGCAUCUCUCAAACUUUAGGAGAAGGUGCAUAUGGCGAGGUAAAGCUGUUGGUAAAUCGCGUCACAGGACAUGCUGUGGCGAUGAAAGUAAUCGACUGCAAGAAGCAUAAGGAGGCGCAGGAACUAGCACACAAAGAAGCUGUGGUUCAUGCUAUGGUGAACCAUCCCCACAUAAUCAAAUUCUUCGGCCAAAGAAGGGACAAAGAUACAAUAUAUAUUUUUUUAGAAUAUGCUGCAGGAGGGGAACUUUUUGAUAAAAUCGAACCGGACAUUGGGAUGCCGCAUAAAGAAGCUCACAAAUAUUUCAAACAGUUACUUGCUGGAGUGGAAUAUCUUCACAGCAAAGGCAUCGCUCACAGAGACUUAAAACCGGAAAACCUCCUUCUAGAUAUUCAGGACAACUUAAAGAUAUCUGAUUUCGGACUUGCGACUGUCUUCAGAAUGAAAGGAAAAGAAAGGACACUCGACAAAAGGUGUGGCACCUUGCCCUAUGUUGCGCCAGAAGUUCUAGUCCGGCCGUACCAUGCUGAGCCUGCCGAUCUUUGGUCUUGUGGAAUAAUUCUAGUAGCUAUGUUGGCAGGAGAGUUGCCAUGGGAUAAGCCGACUGUCGAGUGCAAAGAGUACCUUGCGUGGAAGGACAACCAGUACACUCAACUCACACCAUGGACAAAAGUAGAUACUCUAGCUCUUUCAUUAAUAAGGAAAAUCUUGGUUCCUCUACCAGCGCAGCGACACACAGUGGAAAAAAUCAAAACACAUAGGUGGUACUGUAAGCGGUUUAUCAAGACAAGCGGUCAAAUAAGCUCACCGCUGAAAGAGGCUUAUCCAUCAAAAAGGCUGUGCUCAGGACAGUUCUCGCAAUGCAAUAGUAUAGAGGAUGAUCGCCUGUGUCAAUCGCAACCAGAGAUGUUCUUGUACAAUCCUGAUCCUAUCUCAGAUGCUGAUCUCCCUAGUGAUUGCUAUGCGCAACUUUUCUCUUUCUCGCAACCUACUUCCUUCGAGGAUCUUCUCGUUUCGUCACAACUUACCCAGUCCACCCAAUCGCCUCAGAACAAUGUGCAGAAAUUGAUGCGAAGAAUGACACGGUUCUUUGUGGAGGCAACGUCAGAUGAAGCCAUAGUUCGUUUAACAGCCGUACUGGACAAAUUAGGAUAUGGUUGGCGGUCUCACGCUGUUGGAGUGGUGACAGUCAGCACGGUGGAUCGUAGGAAAACGCAACUGGUAUUCAAGGCAAACGUUUUAUCCAUGAACGGUCAGACGCUCUUAGACUUCCGUUUGUCCAAAGGCUGCGGUAUUGAGUUCAAGAGAAGGUUCAUUCUCAUCAGGUCUAGUCUCAGCGAUAUUGUGUCCAAAGGCCCAGUUACUUGGCCCUUGGCUGUUGCGACUAACUCAGUGCCUUAGUCUUGCAAAGAUAUCAAAUUGUGGGAAUGAACCCCUGAACAGGGUAUAAACGGAAGUACUGAAAGAUAUGAUUUCUUUUCCAAAUGCCUCAUAGAGUACAUUGACCAUAUUGUAAACUUCUAAGAUCAGCUACAAUGGGCAAACUCAGUGUCUGUGGUUAAAAUUAGUAUCGCUUGUUUAGUUUUUCUGCUUGUGAGAAUAAUCUGUGAUCUAGCUUGCAGGAAAAAUUAUUCAUCGUGGUCCAUAUUGACAUUAGUUUGGCACCCAAUUUGACUUAUAUAGUUUCUGGGUUUGUUUAGAGCAAGUCAAUUGAAUCAAUAAACACACCAAAUGCCACCUUCUCACCGAUGUGUUGAUUUUGGAAUUGUUCAAUGUGCCCAUUGUGUUCUAGCCGAAGACUGAUGUUAGAAACGCUGUUGUUCUUACGGUCUGCUCUACCCUGUCCAGUGGUUUAUUGCUUUUUUCAAUGAUUAUGGCAAGUGCUCUUCUAAGUGAAAGGUUUUUUCCUAGUGCUGUGAUAGUUUUCAUUAAUUUAUAUUAAGCUGAAUUUUUCUUUUGAUACUUUUAAUUUAGUUUGCUACCCAGGAAGUCUGGCAUUAGGGAUUUUCAGAGAGUUCUAUGUCUUCUAUUUUAUAGAAAAGAGGUGAAGGUAUUUCAAAGUCUCAGCUUCAAUUAGUCAAGGGAGGGAAACCAUUUAUGGUCCUCAACUUUUUUUUCCCCCUAAUGUAGAGGAGGUAGACUUUUUCCUCCACUAUCUUUUUUUUGUUGCAUACUGGCAGCAUUGAGGUAAAAGUGUUUUCCUAGUUCUUUUCAAAAAAUCAAAAAUUUUCGGCAAAUUGCCGUUAGGAUGCAUUUCACCCUGUUGGCUGAAUGUAGGGAACUUAAUGUCGAUUUUCAAUGUGGCAACUUUUCCAGCGUACUAUUUUUAAUGUAUGAAUCUGAGCAACAUUAUUCUUCUUCUAUCGCAAAAAGGAUACUCUGUGAAAGUCCCCAGAAAUUAAAUUAUUUUUUUUUCCGUUAGAAUAUUUUGAUGUUCCGUAAUCGGCAUAAGUGUUUUCCAAGUUUAGUAACUGACUUCUUUGAAUAUUGUUUCUUGUUUUUUGCUCAAUAUCUUGCUUUUUUCAGAAUUAUUAUUACCUCUUCCAGGGAAAUUACGAAAUUUCAGGGAAUUUUAUUAAGUCAGUAAAAAACUGCGAGCUGUCAGGGAAAAUUUGUUUAAUCGCCUUUAUUUGCUCUCUUGAAUGUGUUUGAUGUUUCGAACAACAAAUUUUGUGUGUUCAGGUUUGAAAGUGGUGACUUUUAAUCAUAAUGCACAUCAUCUAAUGUUUGGGAGUAUUACCUAAAAUCUGACAGGCAUUUCAUUUUCUGCAUUUUGCGGCAACCCUGUUUUUUCCAUUUUUCCUUUUGCCCAUUUUCUUUUGAGUAUUUUUUGAUAGGGAAUAAAGAGCCUCUUGAUUUUCUAUCCUAAGUUUCAGCAUACUAAAAGCUUUUUCAGGAAAUAGACCAUUAAUCAAGAACUAAAUGUCAUCUAUCCGUACUAUUCUUUCUUUUAUAUGUGAUUGAAUGAUAGAUAGGCUGAAUAGUUUUAAUUAUUUGAUUUGAGGAUUUUUUCUAAGGGGAUGUAGCAAUGUCACUGGUAACAAGGUGGGAAUUCUCAGAUGUUGGUAGAUAAACUGCCAAAAAGUUGCCUUUAAACUUCUACAUCUGAAUUACCCUCAUGAAAUUUGAGUCCAUCUGUUUUCUAUUCAUCAUCAAUACUAGGUUUUCCACUUUGUUACAAAGACAUUGUCUUAUUCUCUUGUUAUGUUCCUGUGAUCGACCAAAUGAAUAAUCUCAUUUCCUCUCUUCUUUCAUCCAUGUUGUUUAGCUGCGCUCAUUAUCCUGCAUUUUUUUCUUAUUUAAUUGCCAUUGAGGCUCCAAAAUAUGAAUCCAUACCUUUACGCUGUAAUCCCUAAGGUUUCAAAUUGGUAUGUAGGGUUUUGCUCUUUCAUUUAAUAAGUAAGCAUUUUCAAGGUCCGAAGACUUCCGGAGUUAGUUUCUUGUGUUGUAGUUUUCAAAAGGUAUGACUCAUUGGACUGACCGUUGAUGAAAUCUUAGAAAAAUCACUUUUCUUCUAAAUUCAAUGACACUAAAUCUAAACUGACAACUGUUCAAUACAAAUGAAAAACCUCCAAAUCAAACUUUAACACAUGAAAUAGAAGUUUUGCUAUUUAAGACUAAAAUUAAAUGUUUUUGAAACCAAUACAGUAAAUCGGUAAAUUUAAAGUUCAACUUAAUUUUGGUAAAUUUGAACUUGCAUCUAAUGAGAGCACUUUUCUGUUACAUCUCAGAAUCUCCACCAAAAAUCCUAUUUUUCCCCCUCCUUUUUUUUUAUCAUAAGUGAACUACUAAAUCAUGAAACUCAAGAUAUAUCCUGAAGAUAUGUACUGAUAAACUGUGAAGAAUAUUCAGUUCAUGUAAGCAACUUUUUUUCUAGUUAAGAGUGAAACUAAAGGGAAAAAUCUGAAAAGCUAAGACUGAGAAGUUCCCUCUUCGUAUUCAAGUCAUCAAUUAUGGCUCGAUUUUGUUGCUAAGAAAAUUUAAGUUUUUAAUAUUUUAAUUCAUUCUUGUAAUUUUACGAUCUUUUCCCACUAACUUUAAUGUUUUCAUGUUUUUAUUUGCUCUUGUAAAAGUGUUUAAGGCCUCUCAGAGCCGUUAAUAGGUAUACUAUUUGUUUUUAAUCGCUAAUUUUCAUGUUUAUAACUUUUUUAAUGAAUUUCUUAAAACAUUUUUUAACAUUUUUACAACUUUUCGAUUCCAACCAUGAUUAGCAUAGUUCUUUUUAUUAAGGACCUUAUUAGAGUUACACAAUUUUCUGUAGUACUCCUCCCACUUUAAAUUUAUCUAGUAGGAUUACAAUUCCGUAGAAGAAUGUCAAAAAGUGUCAGUCAAUGACAUUUUGAUUAAUUUUCUGUUUGUAGAAAUUUAUGUAAGCUUUAUCUUUUAUGUUUUUUUUAAUUCUUGGUUUUUAAUUCUGUGAGAAUUAAUUCCAUACAGAGAAAAGAUUUAUUCUUGUACCUGAUCGAUUUUUGUAAAUACUCUGUAAAUUUAAGAUUUUAAUGAAAUUAACUGGGGAUAGCCAGCACUACUGGUUCUUCUUUUUUCAGUAAAGAAUCAUUUCUGUUGAGCAUUUUUAAA